Molecule: messenger RNA, 1696 nt
Organism: Spodoptera frugiperda (fall armyworm)
Lineage: Eukaryota; Metazoa; Arthropoda; Insecta; Lepidoptera; Noctuidae
Exons: 1
Coding region: 78-1373 (431 amino acids)
Source: RefSeq, a predicted model, not a curated record
AAUCUAACAAGACGUUUUAUUGAAAUAUUGCCUAAUCCCAAUAAAAAUCUUAUUUAUUGUUUUAUGUAAAGACAAAUAUGUCUACAGAAGAAAUCGCAGGCCCAUCAUUGGCUAACAGAAAUACAUUUUCAUUCAUCAAUUCUCAAAGAAAUCGUCCAAUUCUAUUAAAAGAUGGAUAUAAAUAUGUUCACCUAAGGAAAAAUAAAGACGGAUCUUCUAUGUGGCGUUGCUCGAAAAAGUCAACUUGUCGAGGUAUGCUUAAAUUAAAUUUCAAUAACACCACUAUAUUAAAAGCAACUGAUCAUAAUCAUGAAGGCGAUUUGACGAAUAACGAGAUUCUAUUGAAUUUAAAUGAUUGCGAGGAUCAAGUAAAGCAUAAUCUAGCUGCUUUUGUCUCAAGUCUAUACUUUGAUACUAUUGAGCGAAUAGAAGAGAAAGGACUCAAUUUUGUUGCAAAUAUCCCACGUUUCCAAAGUGUAAAAAAUAAAUUAUAUAGAAAAAGGAACAAAUCAUUGGGUGUUCAAUGCAUAUCAUUCAAUAAUAUGGCUAAUACAGUUGUACCUGAGCAGUUUCAAGAUAUCUUGCUUGCAGAUCGCAUCGGAAAUCAACGAAUUCUCGUUUUUGCCCACCAUAAUAUGAGAGGAAUUAUUGCACAUUCAAAGAGAUACUUCUGUGAUGGAACGUUUAAAACUUGCGUUAGGAAGUUCUAUCAGCUAUUCACCGUUCAUGUCGAUAUUGGGAGUACGAAAUAUCAUACGAACAUUAUUCCCACUAUUUAUGCUCUGCUGCCCAAUAAAACAGUUGACACUUACGAAACACUAUUUUGUUUAAUCAAAAGCCAAAUACCGGAGUGGAACCCAGAAACCAUCACAUGUGAUUUUGAAAAGCCUCUUAUACAAGCUUUGCAACAAGAAUUUCCAAAUAUAAAAAUUGUGGGGUGCUAUACUCAUUUCAAGAGAUGUUUGUGGCGAAAAGCAGAAACGUUGAGCCUAACAAAGUCGAAAUUGGGAAAAGAUCAUGUGAAGAGAUGUUGUACAUUGCCACUUUUACCGACUGAUGCACAAUCAGAUGCCUGGUUAUAUAUCAUGGCUGAAUGCUUAAACACUGAAGAUGCAACAAGAUUUAAUGACUAUUUUAUUAAAACAUGGCUCGAUAACAAUUCUGAUUAUGCAAACACAUACAACUGCUAUAAAGAACAUCAUCGCACUAAUAAUUCUGUAGAAGCAUGGAAUGCCGGAAUAGCCAAAAAAUUGAAACGGAAACCAAAUAUAGUACAGUUUCUGGUCGCGAUCAAAAGAGACAUUAAUAUUUUUUGGCGCCGGGUUAUGAUGGACGGACCUAUAUCAAGAAAAAAAUUGAAACUAUCAGAAUGAAUACUAUGAUCGUAGCCACUGUUAGAGAGUUUGAAUCAGGAGAAAUUAGCAUCGGUCACUGUAUCGAAAAAAUUAAGUAAAUAAAAAUAUAUUUAUAUUGUCUUAUAAUAAUAUUUUAUAUUUUACUGUUGAUUUUAUUGAUCUCUAUAUUUUUUUUCUGUUUUAAAAAACGUUGCCCCACAUUAGGGUUUUCUCUUGUGUCGUGGGUGCGUUUACAAACAUACAAGUUCACAUACACAUCACGUUACACAUCACAUCAUUAACCUGACUGUACCCUUUUUUGCAAAAAAGCUGGGUGUGUCCAGUUGGCGAGAACAUAAAAG